Molecule: messenger RNA, 1614 nt
Organism: Desarmillaria tabescens
Lineage: Eukaryota; Fungi; Basidiomycota; Agaricomycetes; Agaricales; Physalacriaceae
Product: DNA breaking-rejoining enzyme
Exons: 2
Coding region: 114-1412 (432 amino acids)
Biological process (GO): DNA integration; DNA recombination
Molecular function (GO): DNA binding
Source: RefSeq, a predicted model, not a curated record
GAAGUCUGAAGACAAUCGUGCAGACCCCAUCUCUCGUGGCGAGGUGGGAAUGGACGAGGAUCGACUCCAUAUUACGUUUCAGCUCCCUUUGGAGCUCAAGGAAUUUUUGUCCUAUGUAUAGGAUCCGUUUUCGUCGUGCAUCUGCCAGUGCAGAUGCUCCCCAAUCUGGAGGGCUGUCCCUGGCAUCGACAAGUCUGCCGCACCCAGUUGGUGGUAACAGUGUGCCGUCAAAAUCGCCUGACCCUACUUUGAAGUCUCCUCGUGUCAAGAAAGGUUCAAGCAUUGAACCUUCUGACUUUAGGCCGCUCCGGUUGGCGUCGCAGCGAAUUCCGUAUUGGAAAACACCGUAUUCAAUCAAUUCCUUUGCUCUCCUAUCGUCUAUCUAUCCCCAGCAUCUAAUAACAGCUUGGAAAGAUGUAAUGCUGGCUUCAGUAACAGAAGAUACGUUGAAGAACUAUGGCGCUGGUCUCCUGCGCUUUACUCAGUUUUGCGACAAGUUUCGAAUUCCGGAGGAUAAAAGAAUGCCUGCCGAUGAUACGUUGCUAUCGAUUUUUGUCGCAGAAAUGGGAGCAGGCAAAGUUAAAAAGUCUACCAUCGAUACUUGGAUUGAUGGGAUUAAACUAUGGCAUGAGUAUAACAAUGCCCCGUGGUUAGGAGGUGAUAUGCUACUGCGAACAAAAAAGGGUGCUGAUACGCUCGCCCCCCAUCCUUGUCCCGAAGAACCAAAAUUACCCGUCACUCAAAAACAUAUUGAUACUUUACACAAGCAUCUGGAUCUCUCAGACCCCUUCGACUGCGCUGUAUGGGCUGCCGCGUUGACUGCAUGGAAAGGUUGUACGAGGCUCGGAGAGAUUCUGUUGGCGUCACCUUCUCAAUUUGAUCCAACACGUAACGUUUUACGCCGUUCUCCACGGACAACUGGAACAGCCGCUAACAAUCAUUCUUGGAUUAGCAUUUUUAUUCCCUACACGAAAACGAAAAAAUACCAAGGCGAUUGGGUCACCUUGACAUCGGCUGCAGACCCAACUGAUCCCUUGAGCGCGAUUCAACAUCAUCUCGAUGUCAACUCCGAUAUCCCUGACGAUGCACCGCUAUUUGCCUUUCGUUCGGGAGAGACUGCGUGGACCGCACUCGACAGAAAAAAAUUCAUGACUCGCUGCAACUCCAUUUGGGAAGCAGAAGGGUUGCAGACCGUACUAGGACACAGUUUCCGGAUUGGUGGAGCGACUUUCCUGCUCCUGUCUGGUGUCGACCCCUGGGUGGUCAUGAAACAAGGCCGAUGGUCAUCAAAAGCUUUCCUCAGAUAUUGGCGAAGUAUUGAAGAGAUCUUGCCUUUAUUCAUCGGUGAUUCUUUAGAUAACUUUCGCUCUUUAAAAGAAUCCAUGUCUAGGUUAGCAUCUAUUAAUGUAUAGUUGGGGAAGUCGGAUCCCAGAGGAUUCCGACUGUUGAUCUCUCAUCCUUCGAGAUCUUCUUGGGGGGAUUCGUAAUCCUCUGGAUUCUCGUUCGCAGAGAGAGGCUGUUACAUAGUACGUGCAGCUUCUCUCACCCCCUCUUCAAGGAUAAUUUAACGGAAGUGGCUUUGGCAGCACAGUGGACGUUAACACCAGUAAUUCU